Molecule: messenger RNA, 1808 nt
Organism: Durusdinium trenchii
Lineage: Eukaryota; Dinophyceae; Suessiales; Symbiodiniaceae
Source: the annotation of a GenBank genome assembly
AAAGGUUUUGAGCUGAACGCUGCGCCAUGUAGACCACAAGGGAAAGGCUGUUUGAUGACUGGGAGCUCAUGGCGAUCCGCUCGAGUCUUCCUUCUAGUGCUUCCAUGUGGUGCGUACGAUGCGAUCCAACGUAUUGCUUCUGCUCGGUUGUAUGGAAAUGUCUAUGAUUACAUGUACUAUUUCUUGGACCUCAGUGUGGGCACUCCCCCGCAGCGGGUUUCAGUUAUUGUAGAUACUGGCAGCAGUAUCACCGCUUUCCCUUGCCAAAGUUGCAGGCACUGCGCAAGUCAUAUGGACCCGCUCUUUGACAUCACCAGAAGUAGCACUGCACAUUGGUUGCCAUGCGGUCGAAGCUGUGCUCCUUGCACCUCUGAUGGCAAGCACUGCACAUACCACCAGGGCUACACCGAGGGCAGUUCCAUUGGCGGAUGGUGGUUUGAGGUUGGAGGCCAUCGCCAGGUUCGAGGCCAUUGCUACUAGGUUGGAGGCCUUUGCCAUGCACUUUGUGAACAUCACCCCGAGAGAAUUCACAGUUUCUCGACAGGAUGUGCUGCGGUCAUCGCCUUAGUUGAGUGUGUCAUCACCGUGAAGACAUGGAAGAGAAGAACGCCAAAAAAGAGCUGAAACAUGCUGAAACGUAGUUUCUUUGCGCCUUUAAGUAAAUUCCUUUUAUGUGUUUCAUGUCAAGUGCCUCCCUUGCCGCGCAGCUCACUCUGCUCAGUAUUGGGGACCUUUUCCAGCAGAACCCGGAGAUGCGUGCGCGAUUGGGGUGCCACCAGGAGGAAACACGGCUCUUCUACACGCAGAAGGCCAAUGGCAUCAUGGGCAUCAGGCAGCCGCAAGAAGGGCAGCCAACUUUGCUACAGCAGCUGAUGCGAGAUAGGGACCGGAUCAAUGCAGAUAUCUUUACUAUGUGCAUCGCGGACUCCGGUGGUCGUCUCACUGUGGGUGGGCUCAAUGAGUCUGAUCACAGAGGAGAGGUCAAGUACAUCAAGAUGAGAUUGUCGGGCGGCUUUUUCAAUGUCUACUUGCAAGCCGUGUCCAUCGCUGGCAGUGCUGCUGCAGGCUUUGGCACGACCAUCAUCGACAGCGGAACCACGUGGACAUAUUUUGGUUCACGGCCCUACCGUGCCAUUCGGAAAGGCAUUGAGGACUUCUGCAGCGCUCAAAAGAGCUGUGGGAUUCAAAGGGGUAACUGUUGGGAAGCAUCUGACUUGUCGGGAUUCCCUGACCUCCAGAUGGACUUCGAUGGUGUGGAUGUUCGCUGGGUACCACGAGCCUAUCUCUACCGGAAGGCAAUCGGAACGCGCUGGUGCUAUUCCUUUCAGGACGAUGGCCCUGGGGCAAGUACGGUGCUGGGUGCAAGCUGGAUGAUGCAUCAGGACGUCAUUUUCGAUAUGGCGAGGCAGCGUGUAGGUGUCGUCCCAGCCGAUUGUCCCAGACAUCAGAUCCGACCUGAACAUGAUCCAGAGGCGAUGACAAGGGUGCGUGGAGCCACCAUCACCAGUGUGACCACAUCAAGCAAAGUGCACUCUGUGCUGGUGCAGCCUCUUCAGGUGAAGAAGUUCAACAUUGGUUUGCUUUGGGCUGGCCUUGCCAGUGGGGCUUGCUUGGCAACGGGCUUCAUCAGCAUCGUCGCGGCGGCGUGCAGGCCACAAGCUCCAUCAGAGAAGGCCGAUGGGAAAGAUGCCAAACAUGGAGAAGUGAUUGGGAAAGCUCAAGCGACGGACGAGGAGGAGAAUGAAUUGUUGGUCCACCAAGAAGGUGCUCCGAUGCAAAACUUCCUCAAGAUCGCGUGAUUUGUGAGA